AUGAUGUCCUUUCUCCCUCUUCUCACCCUUGUUGCAUGGUGGUUCAGCAUCGUCUCUGCUGUCGAGUUCCAGGCUCCACAGGCGCUGGCAGUGCUUGAUGCCACCUCCCCCCUUGAUAUCGAAUGGUCGUUCCCGGAGAACGCUACCUCGUUCCUACUAGGCACUGAUUACAGUAUAUGGCUGUGUGCGGGAGGCAAUGAAGACAACACUCAUUUAUUUAAGGGGACCAUCUUGAGCAACCCGGUCCAGACCACCGCUGAGGUCGACCCGAAUGCUGGAAGCGAGUACCCCAAUGGCUACUUCCUUGAAGCUGUCCUCAAUGGAAUGCAAGGGUACUCAUACCGCUUCACCCUCACUGGCAUGACUGGCUCCUUCUCGCCCAAUGUUGAGAAGGGCCUUCGAUCGCUCCCUAAGCCGGACGAAUCAGAUACUGCUCGAAUCCAAGCACGUCAAGUUCCAGCUCCUGGCGCUGCAGUACCCCCAGCCCCUGGCGCAGCUAACCCUCAAGCACCCGGUGCUGCCAAUCCCCCAGCUCCAGGUGCUGGUGCCCCCCCAGCGCCAGCGCCAGGAGCAGGCAAUCCCGCAGCACCCGUACCACCAGGAGGCAAACCACCUGCCGGAGCACCACCUGCUGGAGCACCACCUGCCGGAGCACCCCCAGCGGGAGUACCUCCCCCUGCUGCUGCACCUCCAGCAGGCGUACCGCCAGCAGCAGCUCCACCACCUGCAGCAGAACCAACUAUUGUCCAGACUGUACCUUACCCAGAGCAGACUGGACUCACAAGAUACGCUCCCGUACCAAAGCAACCACCGAAGAAAAUAGUUAAAAGAUCAGCCACACCUCAGUUUCCUACCAGCCCAUACAAAGUUGCUACCACUUUCUUACCACCACCUACUGUCAGGACUACCAUUUCUGCUUCUGUCACCCUGACUGCCGAAGCCCAUGAAAACACAGUGAGCUACACUCCCUGA
Trichophyton benhamiae CBS 112371 is the source of this 972-nucleotide messenger RNA. RefSeq lists its product as uncharacterized. Gene Ontology annotation, biological process: (1->6)-beta-D-glucan biosynthetic process; cell wall biogenesis; fungal-type cell wall organization. The coding region runs from base 1 to 972 and encodes 323 amino acids. The record is from RefSeq and is a predicted model, not a curated record. Lineage: Eukaryota; Fungi; Ascomycota; Eurotiomycetes; Onygenales; Arthrodermataceae. Gene Ontology annotation, cellular component: extracellular region. The transcript is spliced from 3 exons.